AUGCAACAAGGUAAGGCUGUAGCUUACACCUCUAGGCAACUGAAAGUGCAUGAGCAGAAUUACCCUACUCAUGACUUGGAGUUGGCAGCCAUGGUUUUCGCUCUCAAAGUAUGGAGGCAUUAUCUAUAUGAGGAGAAGUUCGAGCUAUUUUCAGACCAUAAGAGUCUGAAGUAUCUUUUCUCUCAGAAAGAAUUAAAUAUGAGGCAGCGUCGGUGGAUGGAAUUCUUGAAGGAAUAUGACUUCACCCUUCAAUAUCAUCCAGGUAAAGCCAAUGUAGUAGCAGAUGCCUUAAGUCAUAAGCCACACAGAGUAAUCGCUCACCUCAUGAUUCAGCAAUGGAAAAUGUUAGAUACAGUGAAGGAUUUUGACAUCCAAUUGAAUCUGCAAACGUCUGUAGCUCGUCUCUUGAACCUAGCCGCUCAAACUUCCUUAAUUAAUAAGGUUAUAGAAGCUCAACAACAAGAUUCAUGGAUACAAGCUAAGGUAAUAGGAGCUGAAAAAGGUGGUAAGUCAAAAUGGAAAGUUGGUACUGAUGGUGGAUUAAGGUUCCAAGGAAGAUUACCAAAUGUGGCUGAAUUAAAGAAGGAAAUUAUGGAUGAGGCACACCGCACUAAAUUCACAAUCCACCCUGGAGGUGAAAGCAGAGCAUCAGAAGUCGUCGGGGAUGUUACAGCCACUACCGAUUUCUGA
Magnolia sinica is the source of this 690-nucleotide messenger RNA. RefSeq lists its product as uncharacterized. The coding region runs from base 1 to 690 and encodes 229 amino acids. NCBI's taxonomy places the organism in Eukaryota, Viridiplantae, Streptophyta, Magnoliopsida, Magnoliales, Magnoliaceae. The transcript is spliced from 2 exons. The record is from RefSeq and is a predicted model, not a curated record.